GUGGCCCACGCCGUGGUGGUGGCCGUCGGCAUCCUGAGCCAGCAAGGCAGUGCGUGGGAUACCACUCUGGCGUCAGGCCGGUGUGCUUUGCUGGUGAGCUUGAUGUUCGCCGUUAUUCUGGUCAACUUCUACACGUCAAGGAUCGUCGGCACACUGCUGUCGCCCGUCCCCCGCACCAUCCACACUGUGGAAGACCUGAUCCGCAGCCCUCUCCAAGCGGGCCUCAUAGACAAUGCCGUCUUUCGUAACACAAUCCCGGACUUCAAAGACAAGUGGGCGACAGCCGUGUACGAAGCCAAGAUCCUCCACUCGUGGCCCAACAGGACGACAGGCGGCUUCUUCUCCGUGGCGGAGGGCGUGGCGCGCGUGCAGCAGGGAGGGUUCGCCUUCGCCACCGCGGAGGCUCUCGCCUUGUACCAGGCAAUCGAGAGGACGUUUCGAGACGAGGAGAAAUGCAGCCUCGCCGAAGUGGACGUUCUCCCGCCGGCCUUCAACGCGCCGCUAGUGCGCAAGAAAUCGCCGUUCAAAGAGCACGUCAACUACGGUCUACUUCUGAUGUACGAGCGAGGCCUGGUCAAGAGGUCAAGGCUGCGGUGGUCCAUGCCGAAGCCCUACUGCGAGUCGGAGACGAAUGCCGUGGCGGCGGUGGGCCUGGACCCCAUCUUCCCCGCGCACGGAAUCCUGCUCCUGGGCAUCGUCACCUCUUCGUUGUUCCUGGUCUUGGAGCGCUGCAGUGUAGGGGCGUGGCCCAGACCCUGCAAACGAGGAGGCGGCCCAGUUCGCGUACGCCUGGCAAGUCUGGAGGACAAGCCGCGCUCUGAACCUUCCGCAUGCCGUAUGACUCAACUUAGAAGAAGUACGAUUGGAAAUUUAAGUACCCACUCAACAAAACAUAGUCCGGUCCUGGGCGAGUCCACAGUGGUCCCAGGGCCCUCUGAAAAUGUGUCGUCCUUUAAUGACAAAAUCAUUGAUGAUACUUUCAUCACUUUCUAAUGAUGACAAUCUCAUCACAAAUUUGUGACAUUUUCAUCAAACAAAUGGUUUUUAUUUCGUGCAUUUCAGAUCAUGAGGAAUCACGUUUGUUUGAAUGUGACAAUGCGGGCAUGUCACAUUAAGACGAACGUUCAGUACAAGGUUCGUCACGUUUGGAUGUGACACGACCCAUGCCAAAGUGUACCAUCUAUCACAUUCGUUUCAAUGUGACAGUUCGCGUCCUGAUUUCGUUUCUUACCUGAAGUAAUGUGACAAAGAGGUGCUGCGAACUAUUUUCGCAGGUUGCGAAGGAAAAAGU
Thrips palmi is the source of this 1291-nucleotide messenger RNA. RefSeq lists its product as uncharacterized. The record is from RefSeq and is a predicted model, not a curated record. Bases 103 to 993 code for a protein of 296 amino acids. The transcript is spliced from 4 exons. NCBI's taxonomy places the organism in Eukaryota, Metazoa, Arthropoda, Insecta, Thysanoptera, Thripidae.